AUGAUAAUGAUUGUUUACGAAAAAACUAAUCUGAUUAUGAAAAACAAUACAAAAUGAAACUACUCAUUCGAAGUAUAAAUUCAAAAGUAAUAAUAUUAUUACAUCUAUUGAUUUAAGGGUCAUGUUCCGGUUAUGAAAUGUUUGCCAAUUUUUCUGUUGGAUCAGUUGGUACUGGAUAUGUUUUUUGGUGAUUCACCUUACCAUUUAUAUUUAUCAUUGCAUCAAAACAUUAUUAUUUCGGCUGCGUUGUUUAAAUAAAUUGUAUGUGAUAAUAUAUGUGGAUUUACUUCUCAAAUUUGUAUUUGAUAUAAAACGAUUCUUUACCUGUAAUGUCUUCUUCUGGAGAAUUUAAAAUACCGGAAGGCCCUCAGAGAAUGGCCACCAUGGAUUCUGAAGAUGAGGAAUCUUUUGUUGUUCUUGGCCAAUCAUUAAUGCCAGAUAUAGAUUUAUCUUUCAAAAACUUGUCAAUUGGAAGUGUAGAGAUUGGACCUAUUGAAGAGGGAAGGAAAUUGUUAAACAUGGAUUUAUCACAGUUGGGAGCUUCUGGCAUCAUUAAAGGACCUGAUAUAACACAGAUGAGUAGAUCACAGGACCCUGCCAUAAGUAUGCAUUCUAUAUCCAGCACCUUAUCCCCAACAGUUAUACAAGAAAAAAUUGAAAUGCUUAUUGACGAAAAUGUUAAACUUCGUGAUAUUAUCACUAAAAAUAAUGAAGCAAUGGAAGCACAACACGAAAAAAUUUUAGCAUGGAAAGAAGAAGUUCAUAUAACUCAUAAAUUACAUAAAGAUAAAUUUGAACAGGCCAAAAAUUGUAUUAGUUCUUUGGUGCACGAGAAGGAACACUUGAUCAGUGAACUUGAAAAGAAUAAAGAAAUUAGGAGGUUACAGGAAGUAGAAUUGUUUCAAAUGAAAGACGAACUGAAAAAUAAAAUUAAACAGUUGAACGUUGAAGAUAUUCAAGGCUCAACAUCAACCAGUGAUAAAGAAAAAAGUCUUCUUGAAAUAGAGAAUUUAAAGAAAGAAUUAAAUGAAGUUAUGAAAAAAAAGGCUGAGACUGACAAUUUUUUGAAGAUAGUUUAUGCUCAGAAGGAUGAUUUGAAAAAGAAAAAAGACAAUUUGGAAAUCCAAAAAAAUAAUAUUAUUCUUAAUCUUGAGCAAGAGUUGAAGAAUAAAGAAACUAUGAUUGAAGAGAUGAAGACUGAGUUGAAAGAUAAAGAAGAAUCUUCAAAGAAGAAAAUUGAAGAACUCUCCUCAGAAAUAAAUUAUAUAAAAUCACAAGCAAGUGCAAGCGUGAAUUUGAAAGAAGACUUGGAAAAUGCACGUAAACAGUUGAUGACCUCCCAGGAAAGCAUCACUCGUUUACUGCAGACCAAUAGCGUCUUAGAGGCUCAAGUUACGGCAGAAACGGAAAAAGUGAGAGAAUUGAAGAAACUGGAAGUUAUGAAGGAUGGCUAUGUCGCUCUUCAACAUCAGCUCGAGAUCUACAAAGCCGAUUUCGAAGAGGAAAAACGCUUGAAAGAGAACUAUAAGGCCGAGAACAGGCAACUUGCCAGUGAUUUUCAACAGGUGCAAAAACGUAACGGGGAGCUGCAGAAUGAAUUAGAAAUCUUGAAAGAGCACGGUUGGGAAUACGUUAAAACAACCCGAAGAACUUCGAGUACUUCUAGUGCAUCUGCAGAGUCUCCUCCACCCCGUUCAACAUAUGAAUGCCCAAUUUGUUUUCUCAAGUUCAGAACUUUAAAAUUUUUGGAGGACCAUGUUUCAACUUGUAAUCCCGAACCGUCUUGGUUGUAAAUUUCUGAUCCGAUAUAACUGUCCAAUCUGUAAGUUUGGAUUUUUAACGUAUCAGGCUCUUGAAAAUCACGUAGAGAGGUGUAUGGAUUUGAGCUCGUCGUUGCCAUAAAUCUGGCUUUUCCUAUAUUUUAUCCUUUAUAGAAUUGAAUCCUUCAGUUAUAGUAAACCUAAUGUGAAGAUUAGUUUUGUUAGAAGGUUUAGAAAUUUAGUUAAUCAGACUAACUAUUGUCCUAACUUGCAGAUUUUUAGUUUUUACGAAAUGUCAACCUGUUUGGCAAAAAGUAAGUCCAUUAGACCAAUAAAUUUUGAAUUUUUCUUGUCUAUAUGAAUUGGUGAUAUUUGAGUGAUAAUAAAUGUAUUUUUGAAAUGUAGUAAUUGUAGAUAGAAAUAUGGUAUGUAAACUUUUAUUGAAUUAAAUUUUUUUUUCCGAUUGAA
This is a messenger RNA of Harmonia axyridis, 2228 nucleotides long. It is a transcript of the gene key, whose product is annotated as NF-kappa-B essential modulator. Gene Ontology annotation, molecular function: K63-linked polyubiquitin modification-dependent protein binding. Gene Ontology annotation, biological process: regulation of canonical NF-kappaB signal transduction. The record is from RefSeq and is a predicted model, not a curated record. The transcript is spliced from 9 exons. Lineage: Eukaryota; Metazoa; Arthropoda; Insecta; Coleoptera; Coccinellidae. Gene Ontology annotation, cellular component: cytoplasm; nucleus. Bases 330 to 1793 code for a protein of 487 amino acids.